Messenger RNA from Saccoglossus kowalevskii, 804 nucleotides. RefSeq names its product transmembrane protein 187-like. The record is from RefSeq and is a predicted model, not a curated record. NCBI's taxonomy places the organism in Eukaryota, Metazoa, Hemichordata, Enteropneusta, Harrimaniidae. Gene Ontology annotation, cellular component: transport vesicle.
AUGGAAUUACUGUUAAAAUCAUUUGUCAGCGUGUUUGUGGGAGCUGGUAUUCUUUACAUUUUGGUAUGGUGUGGAUAUUUUGAUGCUGCGACCACGGAAGAUGGUUACAAGUAUUAUGCCGAGAUGGAAAAUCCAGACUGGGGUUUUAUUCAGUUUCCUAAGUGGUUAAAAAUGCCUGCAAAUUCUGUUGUCAAUGCGGGUUAUACAAUACUCGGAUUCAUCUGGAUUUACAUCGCUAGAGUGGACUCAACAAAGUGCCUCACUCAGAUGGACAAAUAUAUGUUUUAUAUUUUCUCUUGGAAAGCAGUUGUAUACGGUCCGGCCCAGUAUGCUAGAAUUGCUACCCAAGCACACCGAUGGGCCAUACUGGAUCAAUGGUACACUUUUCCUUUCUUUGCAUGGGUUACAGUGUGGGGUCAAUACGUUCUCCAUGGGUGGAACAGUUUCCGUACUGCAGUGGUUAUGCUGUUAUCCUGCUCAAGUUAUAUUCUCACUCUUGUUCACCACCGGGGAUUUGAAGUUGCCCUAGGUAUACAUAUACUCUUUGCAGUGGAUACUGCAGUCAAAGUUCACUUGAAACAUCCCGUCAAAUCCAACAUAAUUGUCAUAAUCUGUGCCGUUCUCUCCUGUGCUGGAUUUGUUUGCUUAAAACUAUUAGACAUAUAUUUAGCUCAGUACAAACCAUUCCAAUAUUUAACAGGUCACUUUUGGUCUAAAGUAUGUGAUACUUUGCAAAUUCAUUUUGUAUGUAAAUUUUUCCAUAAUAUUUAUAAGCAUAGAAAUAUGGAUAUCAAGCGAAAAUGA